AUGUCGGAUAAAGCAGCUCGGAGCUACACUCAUGCAUCAAAUCGUGCAAAGGCACGGGCAACCGCAGAGCGAAAAGACGUUUAUAAAAGUGUCCUUGAAAAUCCAUUCCGAAUACAAUGGCCCUCAAUCCCAUCAAACGCGCAAAACUUGUUCCUCGCGACACUCGUAACCACUUUGGAAAGUGCGGCAAGGAGCGGAAAUCGAAAAUCUUUCAAGGCAUACACUAGGAAAGCUCUACCCCGCUCGGAAAUUGCAGAUUCAGUGGAAGGAACAAACCCGAGCCUAGACUCGAUAGUAUGUUCAAAACCCUCUGCAUGUGCCGUGGGUUCCACUCCUUCACCAUCUCCGGCCGUUAGUAAACUUGCUCCGUCGGGCCACAUGACCAUCGGCAUUAACGAAGUGACAAGGAGACUGGAAUCGCAGUUGAAGUCUGUCCGACACUCGGUUACACUCACUACCACCUCUCAUGCCAAUCCAGUAGUCCCCGACAUUUCUCCCGUUUCUGCGGUCUUUGUGUGCCGUGCCGACGUUAAUCCUCCGAUCUUAUUGGAUCACAUCCCUCACCUUGUGGCAGGAUGCAACUCUACACGCCCCGGAUCUAACCCUCUAGAAGCUCGACAGCCCCUGAAAUUGAUCGUCCUACCAAAGGGCUCAGAGUCCGCACUUGCGCAGGCGCUUGGUCUGAAAAGAGCGGCCGUAAUAGCCGUUCAUGAUGAUGCCCCGUAUUUACCGAUUUUUCGCGAUAUGCUUAAAUCUGUACCUGUAAUCAGCGCACCUUGGCUUGUGCCUCCAGUCCAGCCUAAUUCUCCGAAAUGCUUGAUUCCCACUCAUAUCAAACAACUCCGCACCACUGCGCCCAAAGAUAUGAAAGCUGCAAAAGAACAAAGGGCAAAAGCAAGAGUUGCAGCUAAGAAGAAUGGUGUAAAACCCAGGCCCAAGAAAUGUCUCCUUACGACAGCAAAACCAGAUGCAUAAACCCGCGAUACACAACAUCAUGCCCCAUGUAUUGCUGUUGGUUAUGUCCACCGUUCUCUUACUGGAGCCUUGCAUUAAUUUCAAGUAGCAGUUCUGUUGCCAUCACUGCCCAGACAAUACGAAGGAUUGAGUGUGUCAUUUGACAGAAGUCAAGCACUGGCAGUACAUGGGUCUAUGCGUUCUAUUCAGUCCUCGUAGUGCAUUAAUCUAUCCAAAUACACGAAAAGGAUAUUGUUCUAAGCCCUUCGCUAAUGGCGGGAAAAGUCAAUAAUAUGUACCAUGUCCA
Molecule: messenger RNA, 1261 nt
Organism: Suillus discolor
Lineage: Eukaryota; Fungi; Basidiomycota; Agaricomycetes; Boletales; Suillaceae
Exons: 4
Coding region: 1-975 (324 amino acids)
Biological process (GO): nuclear-transcribed mRNA catabolic process, RNase MRP-dependent; intronic box C/D snoRNA processing; rRNA processing
Cellular component (GO): ribonuclease MRP complex; nucleolar ribonuclease P complex; cytosol
Molecular function (GO): ribonuclease MRP activity
Source: RefSeq, a predicted model, not a curated record